CAAGCCUCAAUCGAGAGAAACGGAAACACUGAACCUCUCUGCCCACUAGGGGGCGACAACGCAACUGUUGAAUGCCCGUUCCAACUGUCCCUACAGGCGAAGAAAAACUUACGUGAUGACGUAGCAGAGUGACGUAGAGAACUAAACAGGGGUCCUGCUUCAGCUUAAAGUUCGGCUGGUAACAUUUCUUUUGGUCACAGAGGGCCACGCGGCGACAUGAAGCCUCCACCCCGCAAGCGAGGAAAACCGAACCGGCCCACGCCGACCGAAGGACCGAGGAAGCCGCCACGCCGGUGGAACAAGACGGAGGAGAAGACGCUGCUAAACGCCCUGCAGAAGCUCGGCAGGACCGCGUUAGCAGACGGAGACACGGACAACAUAGACUACAGCUUCCUGGGAAAACGUCUCCCAAAGCGGUCCGUCGCAGAGAUCCGCUCUGUGGUGGAUGCCCUUAAAGACAAGGCCAUCUCCAGCGCCGCCUUAAAGCUGAGGAGGAGGAAGAGGGACGAGAAGGUCGCCAGAAAGCCCAUCGAGGAGUGGGCCAACCUGGCUUCCACCCUGGCAGGAUCUCUGGAAGGAACCGUAGACGCUGCUUUCUCUCAGGUCCUGAUCGUCUCCUCCACAGAGCCCUGCACUCUGAGGAACUGUGACCCGCCCAGAGACAAUAAAUCCUCCACCAGUUUCGGCCCCCCUGUUCGCAUCGUCCCUCUGAAACCCGCAUCUCGUCCACCGACUCCAGUGUUCUCCAAAUCUCCAGCACCAUCAACGGGUCCAUCCAGAACACUCCCAGCACCUUCUCCAACACCUCGUGUACCACAGAACGUUGUCCGUCCACCUCAGGAGAAGCCUGGAACUCCCUCUCCCACCACACCUGACCCGCCUGCUUCGCCCAGCUCUGAGAUCCAGACCGGCCCGCCGCCAUCGCCGGACAUUCCCUCAGCUUCUACGUCCGCCCUCGCCCAGCCCUCCUCCUCCGACGCCGGGUCUGAACAAAAAGCACCCAAUCCUCAAAGGGUGAUGGAGGUGAAGCAGAUUGUGGACUUUGAGAGGAUCUACAAAUUCCUGAGCGUGGUCCACAAGCCUGAAGAGGAAUCUCGCCUCACCUCCAUGGAGAGCGCCAUCGUGUUGGACCUGUUGAUGUCCCUCCCAGACGAGCUGCCUCUGCUGGACUGCAAUGGCCUCCACAACCACAUGAUGAAGAUGUAUUCGUGUCUGACGGCGUCGGCCGACUCUGUGGCCGCCACACAGCUGCUGAGUGAACUGAAGGACGGCGGCGGCGGUCAGACAGGGGAGCAGAGGGACGAGGCCUCCAGCGGGACGGCGGCAGAGGAGGUCCAGCCGCCAGCGGGGAGCUCCUCCAGCCAAUCGCAGGACUCUAACCAGUGCAAAACUGUCCCCCCCCUCAACCCCUUCAUGGUGCCGCUCAGUCUGUUGGUGCGUAAAGCAGAAAAUACUGACGGAGAAAGGUUUUAAGGUCCAGUUUGAGGAUUUCAGGUAUUUAAGAAUGUCGUAGACUUAAACCACCUUCCAGCGGAUCCCUCAGUGUCCCAGUUCCAGGUUUGACUGUGAUUGUUUACACGUUUAAUAAUGAAUAAAAGUACAGAACAAUGUGAAGUUUUUUGUUAAGAGGUUUCCACAAGAAAGACAGAUUGUUCCAGAGUAUUUAUUGAUGUCUUGACCAUAUGUAUCAUUUAGAGAAGUGGUUUGUAUUUUUUUAAUAAACAUGUUUUUUUGCUGUGGCCAAA
This is a messenger RNA of Oryzias latipes (Japanese medaka), 1745 nucleotides long. It is a transcript of the gene snapc2, whose product is annotated as small nuclear RNA activating complex, polypeptide 2. Gene Ontology annotation, cellular component: nuclear body. Gene Ontology annotation, biological process: snRNA transcription. The record is from RefSeq and is a predicted model, not a curated record. Gene Ontology annotation, molecular function: RNA polymerase II general transcription initiation factor activity. Lineage: Eukaryota; Metazoa; Chordata; Actinopteri; Beloniformes; Adrianichthyidae.